AUGUUUUUUCACAUAUCAAUUUGUCGACUUUAUUCAUUUUCCUUAUCUGUCUCUAUACCAAUCCAUUCAUCUACCAUUUUGUUCAUAUCUAUCUCUCCUAUAUCUGUCAGUCUUGAUCUAUCUAUCUAUCUAUCUAUCUAUCUAUCUAUCUAUCUAUCUAUCUAUCCUAGUCUAUCUAUUCUAUCUAUCUAUCUAUUCAUCUAUCUAUUAUUAGUCUGUUCAGAUCUAUCUAUCCCAUUUGAUUCUAUCUAUCUAUCUAUCUAUCUAUCUAUCUAUCUAUCUAUCUAUCCUAGUCUGUUCAGAUAUAUCUAUCCCAUUUUGAUUAGAUCUAUCUAUCUAUCUAUCUAUCUAUUAUCUAUCUAUCCUAAUCUAUCAUCUAUCUAUCUAUCUAUCAGUCAUGUAUCUAGAUCUAUCUAUCCUAAUCUAUCUAUCUAUCUAUCUAUCUAUCUAUCUAUCUAUCUAUCUAUCUAUCUAUCUAUCCUAAUCUAUCUAUCUAUCUAUCUAUCUAUCUAUCUAUCUAUCUAUCCUAGUCUGUUCAGAUAUAUCUAUCCCAUUUUGAUUAGAUCUAUCUAUCUAUCUAUCUAUCUAUCUAUCUAUCUAUCUAUCUAUCUAUCUAUCUAUCCUAAUCUAUCUAUCUAUCUAUCUAUCUAUCUAUCUAUCUAUCUAUCUAUCUAUCUAUCUAUCUAUCCUAAUCUAUCUAUCUAUCUAUCUAUCUAUCUAUCUAUCUAUCUAUCUAUCUAUCCUAGUCUGUUCAGAUAUAUCUAUCCCAUUUUUAUUAGAUCUAUCUAUCUAUCUAUCUAUCUAUCUAUCUAUCUAUCUAUCUAUCUAACCCAUCUAUCUAUCUAUCUAUCUAUCUAUCUAUCUAUCUAUCUAUCUCAUCCUGUCCAUAUCUAUCUACCAAUCAAUCAAUCUUAUGUUUCGUUCUCUCUCUCUCUCUGUCUCUCUCUCAGUCUAUCUAUCUAUCUAUCUAACUCAUUCUGCUUCAAAAUUACUAUCUCAUCUUGUUUCUUUUUUCUUUCUUUCUUCCUUCCUUUUUUUCUAUCUUUCUAUCUAGCUACCUAG
This is a messenger RNA of Acanthosepion pharaonis, 1062 nucleotides long. The record is from the annotation of a GenBank genome assembly. NCBI's taxonomy places the organism in Eukaryota, Metazoa, Mollusca, Cephalopoda, Sepiida, Sepiidae.